GGGAGCUGGGUGCGAGCAGGGCGCAGCCGCGAGGGAGGCGCGGGGGAGGCCAGCGGGAACCGGGGCGCCAGCAGCAGCCUGUGUUGGCGGAGAGCAGCCGGGCGCAGCCGGAGUCGCAGUCGCGAUGGCCGUGGCCGUGGGGAGACCGAGCAAUGAAGAGCUUCGCAACUUAUCGCUUUCGGGCCAUGUCGGAUUCGACAGUCUUCCUGACCAGCUGGUCAACAAAUCCACCUCUCAAGGAUUCUGUUUCAACAUCCUGUGUGUGGGUGAGACGGGUAUUGGCAAAUCCACGUUGAUGGACACGUUAUUCAACACCAAGUUUGAAAGUGACCCCGCUACUCACAACGAGCCAGGUGUCCGGUUAAAAGCCAGAAGUUACGAACUCCAGGAAAGCAACGUACGGCUGAAGCUAACCAUUGUCGACACGGUGGGAUUUGGAGACCAGAUUAAUAAAGAUGACAGCUACAAGCCUAUAGUGGAAUAUAUUGAUGCCCAGUUUGAGGCCUACUUGCAAGAGGAAUUGAAAAUUAAACGUUCUCUUUUCAACUACCAUGACACAAGGAUUCACGCCUGCCUUUACUUCAUCGCCCCCACGGGCCACUCCCUGAAGUCCCUGGACCUGGUCACCAUGAAGAAGCUAGACAGCAAGGUGAACAUCAUUCCAAUAAUUGCAAAAGCGGACACCAUUGCCAAGAACGAAUUGCACAAAUUCAAGAGCAAGAUCAUGAGUGAACUCGUCAGCAACGGAGUCCAGAUUUAUCAGUUCCCCACGGAUGAGGAAACGGUGGCUGAGAUUAAUGCAACGAUGAGCGUCCAUCUCCCCUUUGCGGUGGUUGGCAGCACUGAAGAGGUGAAGAUCGGCAACAAGAUGACCAAGGCCAGGCAGUACCCUUGGGGUGUGGUGCAGGUGGAGAAUGAAAACCACUGUGAUUUCGUAAAGCUGAGGGAGAUGCUGAUCCGCGUGAACAUGGAGGACUUGCGAGAACAGACCCACACGCGCCACUAUGAGUUGUACCGGCGCUGUAAGCUUGAGGAAAUGGGCUUCAAGGACACCGACCCUGACAGCAAGCCCUUCAGUCUUCAGGAGACGUAUGAAGCCAAAAGGAACGAGUUCCUGGGAGAGCUGCAGAAGAAGGAGGAGGAGAUGAGGCAGAUGUUUGUGAUGAGAGUGAAGGAGAAAGAGGCGGAACUGAAGGAGGCUGAGAAAGAGCUUCACGACAAGUUUGACCUCCUGAAGCGGACACACCAAGAGGAGAAGAAAAAGGUGGAAGACAAGAAGAAGGAGCUUGAGGAGGAGGUGAGCAACUUCCAGAAGAAGAAGGCGGCGGCUCAGCUUCUGCAGUCCCAGGCCCAACAGUCUGGGGCCCAGCAAACCAAGAAGGACAAGGAUAAGAAAAAUGCAAGCUUCACAUAAAGCCGGGCGAGCCAAGGACGCUCCCGCAUUCACCUGCUUUGGCAGUAAUAGCGCAUCUCUGUCGUCUGUGCCCUGUUUGAUUUUGUGUUGCACCCUUCCCCACACACCAGUAACCCUUAGCUCAUUUUGCUGAAUGUUGUCGGGUGAUAGAAAACCAUAGAACAAGGGGGUAACAGCAAAUGCUCAUGCGGCUGGACUGGGUUUCUGGAAAGUUGAUGAUUUGCCUCGUAUGCCUGUUCCAAGUGGCAGCAGGAAGCAUGUCUGUCACUUGUAUGUCACUUUGGACCAAGGAAAGUGGGGUAAAAUACUACCUGUACAUUUGACAUGAGAACUCACUGCCUCAGCAGCUGAACUAAAACCCUGAGUAGCCAUGACAACAACUUGCAUUUUCUUGAUGAUUCAUCUCAUGCUUGCGCAGCCCCUGACUUCAUUGUUCUUAUUCACACUUGCUGCAAGCCUAGCGUGGGCUGGAAAGUAGGCAGAAUGCUGAGUGGUCUCAUAGACAGCUUUCGGCUUGUCUGACUCUUUCAUUGAAUCGCUUGGUUAUUUGGUGCGAGCUUGUGGUCUGCUCAGACCCUCUUAGGGAUGGAGUCCACAUCUGAAUACCCAUUCUAAAGCCUGGCCGAGCUACUAUGGACCGGUGUUAGGAACAUGGCUAUGUUCACCUCCACCAGGGAGCUUUCACAGGCCCAGAUCCCAAAGAGCAGCUCAUUAAGUAUUGCUUAGCUAAAGAACCUUCCACUGAGGACACUGGGUCCCUCCCCACUUACAGUGAGGGGUAUACCCCAGCCCCUCCCCCCACACCUGCAUUUGCCAUAAACCGAAUUUUCAUGAACUGCAAUGAAGAAAACUACCAUAAAAACUUCAAAUAGAAAGGAUGCUACCCAAUGUAUUCCCCAUAGCACAAAUCGGAAAGGAUGUCCUCAGUUUAAGGUAGGGUGGGACUGAGCCCAAUGCACCAUUACUCAAUGCAGAGGAUGAUGAGGCUGUCGGUCAGCUUCGGCUUCAGUUCAGCUCCUUACUCGUGUUGAGACCCAGUUGUCUCUAAGGAACUUUCCACACUCGUCCCCUCACUGUGACUAAUCUGCCUGCUCUGUCUCUUGGGGUAUCAGUCACUCUGCCUCCCCCGGGCAGCACUAACUCAUGUGCCAGGACACGCCCAUCUGCCUGCUGUGUGAGGGGAGAAGGGUGUAUUCUCUCUCCUGUCCUCCUCUCGUCUUCUGCUUGGCUGCCCAUCCUAACACGAUCCCCUGGCUUUUCCUGCUCUCCUGAUGUUUCUUAUGAACCCAACCCAGUCCGCUGCAUCUCCCACUGUGACACACACUGAUAAAAAGAGAAUUGUCCAGCCAGCCUCUGUCUGGUCCCAGCCAAGUUUUCAUGUUCUUCCUUUCUUCCUUUCCUGGCCAUAAGAAAGCGGUGGUCUUUCAUAAACUGAUUUAGGCUUCUGUAGGCACAGUAAGGAAAUUGGCUUCACUGGGGUGCAGGCCAGCCUGGGACAGAAGUCACAGAGCAGCCGCUGCCGCCACCGCCACCAUCUUCACUGAUUGAGGCGCCCCUAGUCAGACCCUGGCUUUGCGUCCAUCUCUCCAGCCGGCUGUGGAGCAGCAGGCACUAACGGCAUGCUCACUAACCGUGGCUGCAUUUGCUUCUUCGCUGCACACCACACAAGAGCUUGAGUAUUUGUGUUGUAUGCUUGCUCCAGCCACUGCUUGUGUGAGCCGUUUUUUGUGCCUUGUAGUAGAAAAUAACCCUUUGCAUUUGAUUUCUCACAUCCCUAAAAGCUUUUUAAGAUAAGCUCAGCCAAAAAAAAAAAAAAAUUUUUUUUUCAAAAACCGUCCAGUUGACUUUUUGAUGCCAAGAUUAUUGAUUGGAUUUCUUUCUCUUUUUUGGCAUUUAAUUUUUUCACAGUAAAAUAAAACCUAUGGAGAGUCAGGGAAUAAAAAACUAAGAGAAUCCUAAAAAUUUUAAAAAAAGAACAGAUUGCUUCUGAAACUGUUUCCUCCCACCGCUCCCAAGCCUCCCGUAGUUUGUUACUGCUGCUCUUUUUCUUUCCGUAUCUGUGCCUUUCUUCACAGUAGUCCCUGGCUCUGCACGGAAUAAACGAUACUCUCAAAUCUAGUUGGAUAUGCUUUCGCCUUUGCAUGUAAGUACAGGACUAAGACUCGGAGAUCUUUCUGUCUCAGAUGAGGGAAAACCAUUGGGACGGAUGAGUUUUUCUUUUGGAGGGGACCUGAAGGUACAGUCUGAGUAAUUUUUUUUUCCUUAAGUGAAAACAUAUACUGGCCACAUUUCUAUUUUGCCCCACAGUUUUUGCUUCCUCAGUGGAAGUAGGUAGGGUAGUGGUUACUGUCUGCAGCCAUCAUUCUGCAGAGCAUCCUGUGGGUCGGCCUUGGAUUCUGACAAUGGGAGAAGGGAACUCCUGCCAACCACUGGAUAAAAGUCAAGAAACAGUGUCUAUGCGGCCUUUCUGUACCCUUACAGUUUGAUUCUUAGCCUAAUGGUCUUUCCUUUGUGCUAACUGCACAGUGGCCACUCAUUUUUAUUUUUUUAUUUUUUUGUCAGACAGCUUUGGCUGGCCUCUCCCUGAGCAUCGUUUGCCCCUUUCUGAGCAUCUGUGCUCCCUGUAACUGUCUCCUGUGCUGCAGGGUAUGACAGAAUGGGCAGCAGGAGAAUUCAGUGCCAGGUCAAGACUAUUUUCCCGGCUUGGGCUCUGUAUUAAUUGGUCUCAAAGGGCAUCAUCUCAGCUAGGGGAACCAUUCCACUUGAUUUUGGGCUCGGGUUUCUCGUUUUUCUCCUCCUCUACUCACCAGCAGCAGCUCUUGCCUCCUCUCCAUCCUCUGCGCCUCUGAUGGGUGGACUUGGCUGUCUCACUUUCCUGACACCCCCACACCCUGAGUGUUCCGCCGAGUCUGUGUUCAGCCCCUCCCCCCAAAUCAUGCUGUCUCUGUGUGGUCCUACCAGAACUGUCCAUUUGAAUCCCUUGCCUUUACCAUUCACAAGGGUCUGGACUUGUCAGGUGUCUGUUUUCAAAAGUCCUAGUUCCACUGACAGGACGUUUAUCAUGGAGUUCUUACCUAUAGAGUCUAGUUUGUAUGUAGGUGUGAAGGGAAUUUUUGAAAAUAAAUUGAAAAUUAAGCUGUGAACAGCAUUAGAACUUUUGUCUACUUCUUGAUUUUAAAAUAUGCUGAUAUGCCUUAAACUGUAGUUUUAGAACUGUCGUUUUUGCUGUUUGAAGAUAACCAGUGUUUUCUAAACUGUUGUGUAUUCCUUCAAUGUUAAUGCGGAAUUGUCAUGUAUGUAAGCUGCAUGUUAGACACGUGUCUUUUUUAAGAACUAAAAUAAUUGUAUUGAUGUGAAGCCUAUCGUUCCUGCAAGUAUAAAAGUGCUGGCUCAGCAGCCCGCUGAGUAACUCCAGUGUCUGUGAACGUGGUGUGCUGACAGGUGACCUAUGCAUUUAUCACUAGUGCCAAGACUUAAAGCGGGGAAAUAUAUUUUUACCCAACCGUU
This is a messenger RNA of Arvicola amphibius (Eurasian water vole), 4921 nucleotides long. RefSeq names its product septin 11 (gene Septin11). Gene Ontology annotation, cellular component: cell division site; septin complex; microtubule cytoskeleton. Gene Ontology annotation, biological process: cytoskeleton-dependent cytokinesis. Gene Ontology annotation, molecular function: GTP binding; GTPase activity; molecular adaptor activity. The transcript is spliced from 10 exons. The coding region runs from base 125 to 1414 and encodes 429 amino acids. Lineage: Eukaryota; Metazoa; Chordata; Mammalia; Rodentia; Cricetidae. The record is from RefSeq and is a predicted model, not a curated record.